This is a messenger RNA of Porites evermanni, 6677 nucleotides long. Lineage: Eukaryota; Metazoa; Cnidaria; Anthozoa; Scleractinia; Poritidae. The record is from the annotation of a GenBank genome assembly.
AUGUUUCAGGAUAUUGGACUAAAUGAGCAUCAUCAACAAAUUGUAGUUAACUACCUUAGAUUUGCUCGCUAUGGCCGAGCACAGAGGCUUAGAGGUGUAGAUGCAUCUUUUGAAGAACUCAAAGAUAGCAGGUAUAUUGUGUACAUAUAUAGCAUGUUGUGAUUUAGUUUUGUUCUUUGUUUAUGUUUGAGGGGAAUCACCAGCAGAGCAUGUGAAAUAGUGACCAGAAUGCCAUGGGUUUGAACUGGGAUUUUUUUUGUCCCAGUCGCCAUUGUCGCUCAUUGGAAAACAUUUCUCAAUUGUGGUUCUGUUUGUGCAUCACUUGGUGGAGGCUGGGUGCUUGCGUUGUUCAGUGGGCUCCACUUCUGGCACAGCCAGUUUGCAGAUAGAGUUGUAUCCUUACAGCUGUUAAAUCCACCCCUCCCAGCCAUGUUCAUGGCUGGGAGGGGUGGAGAAAAAGGCAGAAAACAUAAGGUAGGGAGGGGUGGGGUAAAGCACAAUAUCCAAAGGCUAAAAGAAGCCCAGUAGCCACCAGCAUGCUACCCACAAGGAGCGGAUGCAACCAAGGCUUACUGAUUGACCACUGACCAAUAAUAUUAGGCUCGGAUACCAGCCUAGUUCGGGAAAUGAGCCUGAGCUUCUCCCCCAAACAGACCUUCUCUUCUCCCUGGCAGAACCGAGAGAGGGGCGGAAAUCAAGCCUACAACAUCAUGGCCCCUCUUUGUUGAGACCUGCACUGAAUUUGAUUUAACUACAUUUUACCAGGCUUAAAAUUCACCAUAAUUUCAUAUUCCUUAUUGGGGGUGACCAGAAGAGCUGAUCUCAAGGCUGCUAUUAUGCCUGCACAACACGUAUGUAGCCGGCAUUCGUUUUGAUCAUGUGGGUUUGGACCUUCUACCACUCAUAAUCUGAUCACAAACAUUUUGACCUUUCAGGGUGCAAAGAAAAUCAUUUUUACAGCUUGCCAUUCGGGCAAGCUGAAGCUAGCAUUUACUAGCCCAGACAUCAUUUCAACUAGCCCCAAAAGCUUUUUGAUGAGCAGAAUUAAUUUCACAGUUCUUCUGUUAUUCCAAUUCCUCAAAAAACAUCACCUGCCCAUUGGGCAAGUUAAAAACAGAAUUAUCUAGCCGGAUAGCAAAAUCCCCUAGCCCUGGGCUAUCAGACACUAGUUUCUUUGCACGCUGCCUUUUAUCACAUGAUACUUAUGCAAACCAUAGUGUUUGGGCCAGAGCAUUUCGACCUUCAUGUCGAUCUUGCCUGCACUCCCUUACCUUUGAUUAUUAACUCACCAUUAACUUCUGCUUAAACCAGGGGGUUAUCCAAACGGGGAGGGUAUAGUGGGACUAAAAAGAGUGUUUCAAAACAAGCUUUUUGAAGUGACUCGCUGUUUUAAGCUUCAAAAGACAAAACCAUAAAAUACUUAAUUCAUUUCAAUACAAGCUAGAGGGGGGCUUAUAUUGGGGAGGGGGUGUGGCAAGUACCAGGAUGAAUUUUUUUUGUUUACAGGUAGAUGGACCUAUAGCUGGGGGUCUUAUAUGAGUGGGCUUACAGACUGUAUAUAAGUUGAAGUUUAUGGUAGUUUAUAAUAUUGAGGAGUACUGUUUUUUAAAAUUAAAAUUGCAGACUUGUUGACGACACAUACACUCUUGAUGAAGUUACUGACAUGCUGGAUGGCCUCUGUGCUGUGGUGAGGGGAGAAGUUGAAUCUGAACUUAUAAAUGCUGCACACACAAAUGUCUUACUUCUUAGACAAGUGUUUAGUCAGGCUGAAAAAUGGCAUCUCAAAUUACAGGCUGAUAUAUCUGAGCUUGAAAAUAGGUAUGUUUUCAUACUUUUUAUAGAACUGGAAGGCAUCAUUAUCCUCAACAGUAGUAAUUGAACAAGUGUUUGAAAUAAGGCCCAGAGUGACUCGUGGUCAACUCAGCUUCCUCCUUUGAAUUAAAAGCAUAUGCAUGGCAAAUAAAAGGGGAAUCAGUAUUUUAUCAGGCAUGAUGUGGAGCUCUAUUCCCAGCACUCCUUUAACUGGUAAAUUUGAAGUUUAGUCAUGUAAUAAUGAUGGAAAACAUUCAGGGUUUUGCAAGCUUGGAACAAGGACUUUCACAAAAAUUUAACCUGAGACCAGGCCAAAUUUUAGUGGCUCUCACACGUUUACAUGGUUUGCACUGUUUGUUUGCCUUGCCUGCCAUUUUUUUUUUACCUAAUGUAACAAAAAUGAGCCCUGUCUUGGGUUAGACACAAUUUAGACCUUUAAGCUCUAACCUAACCCCUGGCCCGAGAUGGGUAUCUUAAAAACUCACAGAAUGAAGUGACAGACCAAGACCAUUGGAAUGUUUGUAAAAACUCAGCAUUCAGUUCUCUGGGUGUCUCAACAAUUUAGACAUGGUUUUCAUCUGUUCUUUGUAUUGUAAUAUCUCCAGCCAAGGAAAUCAUGUGUUCACUGUUGCUGAAAAAUGCUUUGCUGUGAUGUUCUUGACAUCUUUUUUCGUUUCAGUAGAAUGCUUUUGCCAUGAUUAGAUGACACUUGAACACAGUUGUUUGUCCACUUUAAAUCUUCUUUUCACUUGCUGAAAAAAUCAAUGGAAUUUUCAAAUUCAUUCAAAGGAAUUCAUGGCCAAUUUGUUACAACAGUGCCUGUAACCCCCUAAGAGUGACCAACAUUCGGUUUCUCCUUGUAGUAACACUACUCAGUCAAACAUGAAUGCUGUGAGAAAAAGCAUUAAUGUUGAACGUGUAAAAAUUGGUCUUUAUUGGUACGCCUUUUAUUCCUAGAAGUAGCAAAAGUCAGAAUUUGCCAACCUUUCAGAAUGUCAUUUAUUUUAUAAAUUGCUGAAAAAGAAAUAAUACUACUAACAUGAAAGUACUGCUAAAGAGGUUUCAUUUGAAUGGUCACACUUAAGGAUUUCAUCUAUGGGCUCAAAUGUUAGAACAACCUUGUACAACAUAAUAAACAGUACCUCAGGAAAGGACCACUAUAAAGCAGCUUUCACUUAAAUGAUCACACUUUAGGAUUUCAUCCACAGACUCAAAAGUAAGAACCACCUUGUACAACAUAAUAAACGGUACCACAGGAUAAGUACUGCUCAGUGGCUUUCAUUUGAAUGGUCACACUUUCUAAAGGACUUCAUCCACAGACUCAAAGGUAAGAACCGCCUUGCACAACAUAAUAAACAGUACCACAGGAAAGGACCGCUAAGCAGCUUCACUUAAAUGAUCACACUUUAGGAUUUCACCCACAGACUCAAAAGUUAGAACCACCUUGUACAACAUAAUAAAUAGUACCACAGGAAAGUACUGCUCAGUGGCUUUCAUUUGAAUGGUCACACUUUAGGAUUUCAUCCACAGACUCAAAAGUUAGAACCACCUUUGAAGAUUCUAUCAUUGACUCUUGGAAGUGAAAAAGUUAAAAACUUGUCCUCAUCAGUACUAUAGCAAAUGUGUGGAGAGCAGUGGGUUAAUAACUUGCAUGCUUAAUUUAUAUUAAUUUUAAUAACUUAUUUUCCAGGGAACUUAUAGAGGAAAUAGCAAAGUUUGAAGAAAGAGAGUUCUCUGCCACCAAAUCUACAUCACAGGUAAUAUUAACAAGUCUUUAUUUACAUGCAUGUAAAUGACACUGUCAUCUAUUUAUUCCACAACUUAAUAAUUGUAAAAUUUUUUAUUUUCUUUUCUUGCAGUCUAAGUUAUCUAAGUUGUCCCAGGCAACCAAAUUAGAGCCCUUAAAUGAAGGCAGUGGAUCAGCAUUACUUCAAAUGGUGAGUGUUUACAAUGACCCAUCAAGUAGUUCAGUCAUCAUUAUGAUAGUACAACAGUAUACUAUAAACUUAAUAUAAAUAAAUAAAUUUAAAAAAAAAAUGAGUUUUUUUUACCCUUGUCAGUAUUUGUAGCACUAAUGUUAAUGGGGCCAAGCAAAUUCCUGAAACAAAUAAUUCAUACGAAACUUAACAGGUUUAAGAAUCCCAUCUGGCUGGAGUAAAGCAGCUACCUGUUUAUAAGUGUGGCCGAGGAUUUGAACACCUGACUAUCUUGAACAAAUCUGGCUAGUGGUCAGUAAGGGACUUGAACUCGAAUAAUAAGUGCAGUGCUCUAACUUCUCUACCACACUACCUCUCUAACAUCUGUGUAAGAAUAAAGAUUGUUAACCACAAACAGUAUUGUUCUUUUUUCUUCUUAAAAAUACCAUAUUCUUAAACUCUUAGAUGUUGUGAGGGAGAUGCUUUCCCCAUAAGUUAUUUUUUUUAAGUCUUACUUUCCUUUGUUGCACAUAUCCUGCAACAAAGGAAAAAUGCGAGUGUAAGGUACUUGAACCAAAGCAUGUGCAAUAAUCAUUAUUAUCAACAUCUUAUUUAUUAAAAAAAAUAUUAAUAGUUCCAAUCCGUUUUAUCCCACACUAGUUAUGUGACAUAAUUAUCAGUAUUCUUUUCUAAACCCUCAUUAAUAAUUUACUAGUAAAACCUUCAGUAAGGUUCCUCAUUGUUUAUGAAUUAUUUAACAUUGUAAUGUUAUAAGUACUUCUAAAUAGUAAUUCUAAAAAUAGUUGGUCAUGUUUCUUGUCAUUUCUUGUUUGUUUUUAUUAAAAUUGGACUUUUUAAGAAGAUUUUUCAAGAAAAUGCAGAUAGUAAUAAUCUUUCUGAUAAAUAAGAUUAUAGUUUGAGGAAAAGAAAUGUACUAAAACGUCAUAGCUUCAGCUUUGAAAUUAUUGUUUACCUUAUGAGAAACCACAGGACCUUUAAUUGGCUGAUAUAAAUCAUUAUUAUUGUUUCUUUUUCAUUAAAGAGAAAUUAGCAUCAAAUUUGUAACUCCAUGGAAACAUUUUGUGUGUUUGGUAGUGCCAGUAUAAAUUCGAAGAAAAAAAUCAAAAGCUUCCUAAAAUUCUAUUAGUUCUUUGAAUUCACUCGGAGACCUAGGAUUGAUACUGGUUUUCUAAGUUACGACCAUGAUUCUUCUGCAAGUAUCAGAAAAAGAACUCUUAACAGAGUUGAUCCGUGAUCAGCAAAAGGUGAAUAGUUCUAUAACCUCAUUGCAUCUAUGUCAGAUGGUUUAGACAUGUAGUCAUUAUUACAAUGUAAUUCUCAUUAGUUACUUUUUUAAAACAUCUUUAUUUGUUUUACGCAUGAGUUCCUUCACAAGAAAGAACUCAUUUGUUUGGGUCAUAUUUGCAUUGUUGCUUAGGUUUACAAAAUGAUCAAAUGCAAAUAGUUCUAAUCUGUAGUUAAGAUCUAGGACUAUUAAGACAUUUGUCUGUUAAAGUUAGUGUAAUGCUUUACUCUUGUAUUAUUUGGUCAUUUUCCCUCUCUGAUUUACUGGCUCACUGAUUUCUUUAAUUUCUCUCUGUGAUGUUAAAUCCUGAUCCGCAAAGAUUCUCAACACUAUUCCAGGUCCUUUUUUUCACUAAAUCUGAUAAUGAAAUCAUGCCAUAUUCCUGAACAUGCAUUUCCAAAAAAUUUCACCAGAAAUUUCACCAUUUUCGGACAUUUCCAUUGUGUGGAUUUCUCUUUAAAUUGUUUGUGGAAUAGAUUGCUAAUAGUAAAAAACUGAUAAAAUUUAAUCAAUCAACCAGCGAUUCUAAAAGGUGCCUAGUCUGUGGAUUUUUCCAAAUCUACAAGUUUGGUGUUGAAAUUUUGUAUGUAAUGGCUCCUUUGCAGAAUAAGGUCACUUGGUGCAAAAAACACCUUGCUGGAUGGCAAACGACCUAGAGGGGCAAGAAACACAAAGACAUUACAUCAUUCAAAAAGCUAACAUCCUUUCUUUUCCACUGCAGUGCCAUAUCCAGCAAGGUGUUUUUUAGUACCAUGUGACCGUAUCCUUCGAAGGACCCUCUCCUAAGAAUUCAAAGUUUUCUGGGAAUCAGUUUGAAAAUAGGGCAUUGCUACUCUGGUGCACAUGUCUCAGCUAUCCAUUGCUUUGUAAUAUGUAAAAAUUAUAUUGCAUUCUUAAGGCUGAAUACUACAGGUGUUAUGUUCUAUAUUGUGGUUUAACCCUUUCACUGCCAAAUGUGGUCAAAGGUAAGUUUUGACCAAAUUUCCAAGUUUCGUUUUCCAAAAUUGUGAGAAACAAAUAGCAUCAUGUGAAAGUAAAGGCAGAGAGCUUUCAUUUGAAUGAUCACAUCAUAGGAUUUUGUCCACAGACUCAAAAGUUAGAGUCACCUUACAAAACUCCAUCAAACACUCUGGCAGUAAAAGGGUUAAUAGUCGUAAGGGGAGCGGGAGCAAGGGUGGCGCAGUGGUGAGAGCACUCGCCUUCCACUAAUGUAGCCCUGGUUCAAAUCCCGGCAUCAAUGCCAUACAUUGUAUGUGGGUUGAGUUUGUUGCUGGUUCUCUCCUUUGCUCAAAGAGGUUUUUCUCCAGGUACUUCGGUUUUCCCCUCCCCUCACAUAAAACCAACAUUUCCAAAAUCCAAUUCAACCAGGAAUGGUAGAUAAAGAACCAGUGUCAUUAUAUUCUACUUCUAACUCGCUCUUUAUUUCAUUAUGUUAUUUCCAUAUUUAAAUGGCCUUGUACUGUACCUACAGUAUUUUACUUUUAUUUUAGUACUUUAAAUAAAAGAUAGAUACUUUUGUUGAUGUGUAUCUAUGCUGAAUUUGUUGAUUGAUGCUUUUUUUGACACAGGAAAUUAAUCGAUUAAAUGAAGAAAAUACAAAGCUUAGAGAAAGGAUGAAAACCUUGGAGGGCAAGGUGAGAUGA